CACAGACCUCGCGGUUAUCGAACGCGCCACGCAUAUCAAACGAUCAUCUUCAACCUGGCACAUUUGUUCUGGUCAAGCGCGGCAUCUGCCUCGCCUCUCCCGCCGGCAAUGGCUUCCACCAACCAGCAUCCCGCUCCCGAACUCACCCCUCAAUUCUGCUUCUCGCCAAGCGCUCUACAAGACUUUCUUCGAUUAUCGCGGUCGGCCGUCGACGACUCCAUCAACCAGAACCUCAAUGCCCUCCUCACGCCGUCGCGGACUGCGUUCGACCCGUCCUCCACGGCGCAGCGCACACCGAAGAUGACAAAGGGCCUCGCAGUUAAAGAGUGCGACACAUUCUGCAAAUCCCAAUUGUUUCCAGCCUGGGAGUCGCGUUCACUUGCCCUGCGUUACUGCAAAGACCUCGCUCGUCGGCCGGAUACCGAGGAUCCAACCCUAGCAGCACGAGAACUCGAAGCGAAGCAAAAUGAAGAACGAGUGAUCAACGAAAGACUCGAUCCGUACUCUGCUCGAUUCACAGUCACAGAGGGUCGCACCGAUAAGCUGAAGAGAAUAGUCCACAUGGAGGAGGAGAUUGAGGACAUUGUGCGCCGGCGGACGUGGGAGGUCGUGCAGAGCCGUUGUGGAACAGACAUACCGCAGUGGAAGACGGCUGUUGACCAGUGGGAAACCGCGAAAAAGUCGAAAGACGCAUAG
[Torrubiella] hemipterigena is the source of this 696-nucleotide messenger RNA. Lineage: Eukaryota; Fungi; Ascomycota; Sordariomycetes; Hypocreales; Clavicipitaceae. The record is from the annotation of a GenBank genome assembly.